AUCCUUGAUAUUGACUUUGGGUUUAUCUGAUUAUCUCUUAGUUUUCUUCAUUGGGUUGAUCUUUGUUGAUGCAGAGGGUUGUUCCUUUGAACACAUGGGUGCUCAUAUCCAAUUUCAAGCUAGCUUACACCAUCCUCCGCCGCUCUGAUGGCACUUUCAACCGUGAGUUAGCGGAGUAUCUCGAGCGCAAAGUUCCAGCCAAUGUGAAUCCAGUUGAUGGGGUUUUCUCAUUCGAUAAUGUCGAUCGAGCUUCUGGCCUUCUCAACCGAGUUUAUCAGCCAGCCCCAGAUAAUGAAGCUCGCUGGGGCAUCAUUGAUCUUGAGAAGCCUCUAAGCAUGUCAAAAGUUGUACCUGUCAUCCUGUUUUUUCAUGGUGGGAGCUUUGCUCAUUCAUCAGCCAACAGUGCUAUUUACGACACCUUUUGCCGCCGUAUCGUAAGUGUCUGCAAGGCGGUUGUUGUCUCGGUUAACUACCGUCGAUCGCCUGAAUAUCGAUAUCCAUGUGCAUAUGAAGAUGGCUGGACUGCACUCAAAUGGGUGAAAUCAAAGAAAUGGCUUCAAAGUGGGAAGGAUUCCAAGGUUCAUGUGUAUUUAGCUGGUGAUAGUUCUGGUGGCAACAUAGCUCAUCAUGUUGCAGCAAGGGCAGCUGAGGAAGACAUUGAAGUAUUAGGCAACAUACUUCUUCACCCGAUGUUCGGGGGCGAAAAGAGAACCGAAUCAGAGAAGAAACUCGACGGUAAAUACUUCGUAACCAUUCAAGACAGAGAUUGGUACUGGAAAGCUUAUCUCCCUGAAGGAGAAGACAGAGAUCACCCAGCUUGUAACAUUUUUGGCCCCAAAGCCAAAAGCCUAGAGGGAAUCAACUUCCCAAAAAGUCUCGUCGUUGUCGCCGGUCUGGACCUGAUGCAAGAUUGGCAACUCGCAUAUGUGCAAGGCCUGAAAGACUCCGGCCACGACGUGAAACUUCUCUUCCUCGAGAAGGCGACAAUCGGGUUCUAUUUCUUGCCAAACAAUGAACAUUUCUACUGUCUAAUGGAAGAGAUAGACCACUUUAUCAACCCUUAAACUGUUCAUACAGCUACUUAACUUUCCUACCCAAGUGAAAA
Cucurbita pepo subsp. pepo (vegetable marrow) is the source of this 1105-nucleotide messenger RNA. The record is from RefSeq and is a predicted model, not a curated record. Lineage: Eukaryota; Viridiplantae; Streptophyta; Magnoliopsida; Cucurbitales; Cucurbitaceae.